This is a messenger RNA of Fusarium sp. VM40, 1242 nucleotides long. NCBI's taxonomy places the organism in Eukaryota, Fungi, Ascomycota, Sordariomycetes, Hypocreales, Nectriaceae. The record is from the annotation of a GenBank genome assembly.
AUGUCGUCCUAUCAGCCUGCUUCUGAAGCUCCUCCUCCUGCUCCUCCUGCUCAUUCUCAUCUUCCUCCUCCUCUUUAUCCUUCUAUCAGUACAGGACCGCCUAGUUAUAUCGGUACUCCUCCCGUUUACAACAACUCAGCUGCUCCUCCUCCUCCUCCUCCUCCUCCUCCAAUUUAUGGUAACCCACUGCCUCCUCCUGUCCAUAUUCCUGGCCCUAUCUCCAACAACGGUACAACUCCUGCGUAUUACAACCCACCACCACCAUCUGUUCCACACUUGACCGGUCACCAAGUACCAGGUGGACCACCUCCCAUGGCUGCAUCUACUAGAGCAAGGGGAAUGCCUCCAGGAGGACAGCAAAUCCCAGCCCCAGCUCCCGCGCCAGCACCUGCACCUGCACCAACUACAACCACCACCUCCAGGAAGCGCAAGUCUGAUGUUGCACCCGACAACACUCAAGAGGACCUCUUCCCAACCGACGUCCCAGAUAUCGACAGUGACGAUGAGCGUCUGGAGAGUCUUGACGGAGACACCUGCAACUCCAUCCGUCGCAAGAUCCGUAACUGGAUCGACUCUGGAGCUCAGAAAGUGGGCGAGUUCCAAAAGACAAUUGGUGUUAGCAGCAAGGCCUAUGGCAGCUUCAUGAACCGAACUGGCACCUGGGAUGGUGAAGGCACCGACACCUUUGCCAAGGCUCAUCAUUUCUUCAAGAAGCGUGAGCUUCAGGGUUUGCCGCUCAAGGCUAACAAGCCAAAGAAAGCAAAGACCGCCGCUUCCGCAAAGGCUACCGAGGAGUUUCUUGAUGUGAGCAAUGUCGAUCCCCUGCCUGGUGAGGCGGACGGUACAGUUCCCGUCUACGAUACCUGCAAUGAGAUCCGCAAGAAGAUCCGUCCUGUUCUGGCCAAGGACGGCAUCACACAGGCAGCUUUCAUCCGCGCCCUCAACAAGAAUCUACCCGAGGGGAAGAGUGUGUCUGCGGCAAACCUUCGCUACUUCAUGGGCCGCAAGGGCCUUCGCGACGGUAAUACCAAUAUUACAUUCUACGCUGCCUACGUCUUCUUCGAAAAGAAGCGCCUCCAGGCGGACAAGCCCAAGACGAAGUUCCGUGUGGAUAUGGAAAACGCCUGGGGUCCCAAGGGCUUCGAUAUUGAACACGGAGCCAACCAGCAAUACACUUGCUCUGCUGGUGAAGAGCCGAUAAUGGACAAGUAUGGCAAAAUCGAUUUUGUUCAACGAUUUUGA